AUGACACCAACCACUACGAAGCAGUCGUCAGAUUCUACAUUAGCGGACGUGACUAUUGAUCCACCAGAUAAAAUUAACGAUAAAGUGAACCAUUCCACGAACGGACAUGCAUCAACAAAAUGUCAUGGUAGAGUAGCAGACCUCGAAGCCAUGGUACCAGGACAAUGGUGGAAGACUGUAUUUGCUGAUGGAAUGUAUCUGAAGACAGAUGGAGAUGUCGUCGAAGAUCCUGAAAUCACCAUGGAAGAAAUAGCAAUGCUUGAACAGGAUUCUUCGCUGCGCAACAUCUUCUCCCAAGGUGGAGAUCAGUCAGGAGGACCUGUCGCCAAAGUAUUAGAUUUAUGUUGUGGACAAGGUCGCCAUACUCUAUGUUUGGCUGAGAAAUAUCCAAACCUUCAACUAUUUGGACAUGACCAAUCCGCAUAUCUGAUCUCGGUGGCUCAAGAACGAGCAACACAGCAGAAACUGACGGAAAACACUGUUUUCACCGUUGGAGACUGUCGACAAAUCCCAUACGCCGAUACCACCUUUGAUCUUGUACUAGUGAUGGGCAACUCGUUUGGAUACUUUGCGACCGACGAGUCUGACAACCACGUACUAGAAGAGAUCCAUAGAGUGCUAAAGCCAGGAGGCCGCAUAGUAUUAGAUCUCACAGACGGUGGCUAUAUGAGAAAGAACUUUGCCGAACGUAGUUGGGAAUGGAUUGACGACAUGUGCUUUGUAUGUCGUGAACGUCAGCUAUCCAAAGACGAACGUCGCCUGAGCUCACGUGAAGUCAUCACUGUGACCAAUCGUGGAGUCGUAAGAGAUCAAUUUUAUCAGGAGCGACUCUAUGCACGAGAAGAAGUGCAAGACAUGCUGUAUAGUGCUGGAUUUGACGUUUGGGUAGAAAAUGUAUAUAGUGAAGCAGCGGCCAUCAUUACCACUGCCAAAGACAUGUCGAAACGUAACGAGGAUCUGGGAAUGAUGGAGCAACGAAUGUUUGUCAAGGCCUCGAGACCUGUGACAAAUGGAGAGCCGGACGGAUUGAAUGGGCAGAUGAAAUUGAAGACGAACAGUGGCUCUAUGGUCAACUCUGUAUCUCUGUCUUCGUCAGAUUCUAGUCCAGCUUCUAGCCCACCAUCUCCCAAAUCUUCAAACAAUGUAGUUAGUGAUUAUGAUCUCAAAAAGGACUUUGAUGAUACUUGUAUAUCUCCUGUACAUAAUUUGCCAUAUGCCAAUAUUCCCAAUUUUACAGUAAUAUUUGGAGACGCAAGUAUUCCUUGCAUCGGUAAACUCAACAACAGCUGGAACCGAGAGGAUCUGGAAACUAGGUCUAAAUUGAUUCAAGCACUGGAAGAACUUGGAUAUUCUCUUGCUAGUGAAAGCAAUUCUGAUGGCAUUCGAAUACUCGAAAAGCACUCAUUACUGAUCUCUGACAUCAAGGCCAAUCUUCCUGGAUUUGUCUUCAAUCUCUGCGACGAAGGAUAUCUUAAUGACUCUGUAAAGGAGCUCCAUAUUCCCGCAUUGUUGGACCUAGUCGGUGUCAAGUACUCUGGUGCUGGACCCAACUGUCUCUCGAUUUGCUAUGACAAGGGGGUUGUAAAUUCGACAGCAUCAGCUAUUGGGAUCCCUACACCACGUGAAACGUAUUAUUUUGGUGGAUUUAAGACCGGAUCUGAUUCCAACUUUUCUAACGAUCUGGACACUCUUGAUCGCACUAUUACCGAGAAAUUUGGAUACCCUGCAUUUGUCAAACCAGUGAAGGGUGACAAUUCAUACGGUAUCAAUGAACGCUCUAUCGUCACGAAUCGAGAAGAUCUGCAACACUGUCUCGAAGCCCUACGACAAGAGUAUGGCGUCCUGGAUGUCAUAGUUCAGGAAUAUCUCGACGGCAAAGAAUUCAGCGUUGGCGUUAUCGGCAACAUUGAGACAGGAUUGCACUUUUUGCCAACAUUAGAGGUGGAUUAUAGUCGUGUUGUGGACCAAGGAUUACCAGCAAUUCUUGGUUAUGCUUCCAAGUGGGAUCCUGAUUCUCCCUACUGGAGGGAUGUAUCAUAUAUCCCAACUCUUUCAUUGUCGCCUCAAGAUGAAGCUGAUCUGAAGGCUAGCUGCGUCAUUCUUUGGCAAAGAUUUGGGUUUCGAGAUUACGGCCGCUUCGACUUUAGACGCCGUGGAGUAGAUGGACCUCCGCUUCUUCUAGAAGUCAAUCCUAACCCAGGCUGGUGCCAUGAUGGGAAGAUGGCGCAUAUGUCCAGAUUUGAAGGCAAGCAAUACAAUGCCUUGAUUUUGGAAAUACUGGAAGCGACGCACAAAAGGUUGUUUGGGGACUCGAACCAUGUAUAUGGUCUCAAGUCAGAUAUCCGAGACAACAUUCUAUAUUUAGACGACAAUACUGUGAUAUAUCCAGCCGGCAGUAACAUUAUAAUUAGCAACUUUGAGCAGCAUGUGCAGAGAUUUGUCCCAGUAUCGGAACGUGGAGACGGAUUCUCAGCUAUCGCUGUAUCUCCGGAUAAGCAUCUAUUCGCUGUUGCAGAGAGAGGCCCUACAAGAGCUUCCAUUCACGUGUAUGACGUUCAGAACUUUCGUAAACGCAAAACCCUCGUCCCUGCAUCUGAGUCAUAUACUGCAAAGGAGUUCUCGCACCUGUACUUUUCACCCGAUUCGAAAUUCUUGGUCGCUCAAUUGGGACAACCGGAGAAUGUGUUGCACUACUUUGCAUGGGAGAAGGGCAAAGUUAUUUCGUCUAUACCAAUUGGAACUGGAGAGGCUCCCAAAACCGUUCGACAAGUCAGUGUAAAUCCAUCCGAUGGAACUCUAGUUUGUGUCUCUGGAGAGGGAUUAUUUGCAGUAUAUAGAUAUACAGAUGGAUCGUUUACGGACGUACCAGUCAAUGGAUUAUCUGAAAACCAAGACUAUCGAGCCCACACAUGGAUUUCACAGGAAAGAUUAGCCGUUGGAACGAACACUGGCAUGAUUUACGUACUAGAAGAUUUUGCUGUGUGUCAAGAAAUCAACGUGGGGUUGGAUUGCAUCGAGUCAAUAGUACCGAUAGAAAAUGGAUUUGCCACUGGUGGCCAAGGUGGUUCCGUCAUGGUGUUCGAAUGGAUAAAUGAAGGCACAUCAAUCCACCAACAAGUACCCAAACGUAAAAAUGCUCCAAUUCAGACUAUGAAAGAAAUUGCUGCAACUAUGGUGAAAGUAGUUUCAGAUGGUUACCACUUAACGAAACAAGUAGCACUACCAGACGAAAGCGUUGGAAUCCGAACCAUGACCUCGUCUGUCACACAUACCACCAUUCUCUGUGAAUUGGAAAACAAUCAAAUACUCAAACUCACGCUGGCACAACCUGAAACUGAUUCUAAAGAAGAGGCGUCAGGAUUCAAGCCACUAUCCCAACCAUUCCAUCACGGCGCGGUAACGGGACUGGAUUUAUGUUGCCGAAAACCUCUUGCUGCCACUUGCUCAGCCGACAAGUCUGUCAGAUUAUGGAAUUAUCUGACGGGUAUGGUCGAAUUGACUCGAUAUUUCCCUGAUGAACCGUUCUCUGUCGCAUUACAUCCCUCCGGCUUGUAUAUAUUGAUUGGAUUUAGUGACAAACUCCGGCUCAUGAAUGUGUUGAUGGAUGAUUUGCGACUCUACAAAGAGUUCGCCGUUCGUGCUUGUCGUGAGGUUCGCUUUUCGAAUGGUGGCCAUCUCUUCGCUGCAGCACACGGAAACGCCAUCCAAGUCUUCAAUACUUGGACGUUUGAUAUUAUUGCUGUCUUAAAGGGACAUAAUGGAAAAGUCAGAUCUUUGCAUUGGACUCCAGAUGAUCAGUUUUUAGUGUCUGCUGGAUCAGAUGGAGCCGUUUACACCUGGAGUGUUCUAGAUUCCAAGCGAGAGAGUGAACAUAUCCUUAAAGGCUGUGGCUAUUCAAGCGCUGUUUCAACACCAGAUGGAAAGAGAAUAUACGCUGUUGGAUCUGAUAGGAUGCUGAAGCAAAUCACCGACUCCGCCGUCACUUGUGAAAUCGACUGUGGAGUGACUUUGACGCAAGUCAUUCUCUCUCAUUCCGGACGUAUGAUGUUUGCUGGUUGUUCGACCGGAACUGUUCGAGCAAUGAAGUAUCCGCUCUCUGGUGAUGCUUCAGAUUACCAAGAACACGAAGCUCAUUCUGGAGCAGUCACUCGUUUCCGACUCUCAUAUGAUGAUCAAUUCCUCUUCUCAACUGGAGAGGAUGGAUGCUUAUACCAGUUCCGUGUGUCUGAUCGGGAAGAUCGUGGAAUGAAGAGGGAGCGUGGUCUUCAAUUUGCUGAUGAGAUUUUGAUUACAAAAUCUGACAUGGAAGAAAAAACGGCAUCAACGUUGGAGCUUCAACGAUCUCUCGAAGAGCUCAAACUUGAGCACGAAUACCAGAUACGUCUGCGAGACAUGUCGUUUGGAGAGCGGCUCAAGGAAGUGUCAGAAAAGCAUGCUCAAGAAGUCGAAAAUCUCAAGAUUUCGACAAGUAUUCUUCGUGGUGAAAAAGACAAGGAGGAAGCUCGGCACGAAGAGGAAGCAGAGGACCUUAAAGUCCUCCAUGCCAACGAACUUCACGACUUGGAAACUCGCUUUAGUACAGAGUUGAUGGCUGAAUUCGACAAGUUCACACGGUUGCAAGGCGACUCUAGUGUUAUGCAAAACGAUUGGGAUGCUCAAGUUCGACAACUGGAACGAGAAGCUCAGAAUGAAUUGUCUGCUUGUUCCGCAGCGUUUGAAUCAAGGCUUAACAAGAAGGUUGCGGAAAUAAACAAGCUACAAGAAGAGCUACGCAGUUUACAAAGAGAGCAUGCCGAGACUUCACGACAUUUAGAGGAGGAAGCUGAUGCUGAGUCAGAGACUUUAAUACAGAAAUACGAACGAAAAUUGCGAGGAGAACGUGAAGAGGGUGCAAGACUCAAGGGCGAGAAUGGUAUCAUGAGAAAAAAGUUUCUGACUCUGUCAAAGGACAUUGAAGAUCACCGUCACGAAAUCGCUCGUCUUCACGAAGAAGAAAAGCGACUCCGUGCUAUUGUUUCAAGUUUAGAAAAAGAUGCCGCAGCCCUCAAGAAGGAGAUGGGCGAGCGUGAUGAAAACAUUCAAGAAGGAGAACGAAGAAUGUAUGAUCUGAAAAAGAAAAACCAAGAAUUGGAGAAAUUCAAGUUCGUAUUGGAUUUCCGCAUCAAGGAACUCAAGGAACAAGUUGAACCCCGAGAACAAGACAUUUCUCGAAUGCGGGAUGGAAUUGAGGAAAUCAAUGGUCAAUUGGGGCGCUUGGCGAAUCACAAAAUCAGAGUUGAGGAAUCUAUACAAGCUCUAUCGACCGAUCUUGCUCAUCUCAGGCAAGACUAUGCCAAGGAACAGAGACGAGCAAAAGACGUUGCACAUCGUAUUCGAAGUUUCAGGAGUGAUCUCAUAGAGAGUGUUCAAUUUAUUCAAGAACCAGAGAAACUGAAGAAAUCGGUCUUGACACUCUUCCACAAGUAUUGCAAAGCAGACGAAACUUCAAGACCAAAACUUGAACCUGAUGUGGAUCAGGAACUCACAACGCAUAACUCUGCAUUGUGGGAGGAUGUGAAGCAUUUACGUGCUGAAGUCAACGCUCGAACUGCUCUGUACCGAAAAGAACACGCCAAAGCAAUAUCGGAAAACAAGGAAUUACUUGGAGAGAUUAAUUCGCUACGGCGUACUGUUGGCAAGGAUGCUUCGCUUGCACAUGCUGUCAUUUUGGACAGAGUGAACGAUGUUGGACCACGAAGACGGUCAUCAAGAAGGGAGCCAUCUGAUCGGACGUCAUCCUCACAACAACUACCGUCGGUACGACCGCCAAUAAUGGUGAUUCUACAAAAAACCGCUGUCACAUUGACCCAAGGAGAGAAGAACAAAGGAGCGACAACUAUGCAAUAUCUCGACAUGAGCAAUUAUCAAGGCUCGAGCAGUCAUCCCGGCUCACCUACCUUCAACUAUACAGGUGCAUUUGACCAAAGAUCCUCCACGCUGCUUGCAACAUGGGUGGCCGUCUAUUCCUUGCUAUUGAUAUGGGCACUUGGAAUUCUCUUGAAAUACGCACUCAUUGGCUGUAAGAAUCUGUUCCCAUACGUACCGAUUGGUGGUCGUGUCAAACCUUCUGGCAUUCGAACAAGUCGCGGCAUUGGAGCGACUUCUUCCAGUGCUGAAGAAGAGAGCGAGACUGUUUUUGGAGGUGGUGCUGGCGAAGCUGAAGAGUCUGAAAGAUUCGGGACUUGGAUAUCUCGUCUUGAUCAUGUAUCCGAUGCAUUGAGAACCAAUCUUCUCUUGUUGUUGGCAGCAGCCACCUUGAUAUCAUUGCCGAUCGAAUACAGCUGUGCUACACUCUUCAAGACCCAGGCUGGUGCAACUGCCAUCUCUUGUGGACCAUGCAUUUCAAAUGCCACGUCUACUAUCUCGACGAUCUUGGUCUGGCUUUUUGUGGCUGCAACCAUGAUCUGGGGACUCUUGGAGCUUCUCGUGUCAGACCCAAACAGUGCUUCUGCGACUAGGUUUGCCAUCGUUCUUUUGUCUCAACCACUCAUGAUUGUCAUCUUCAUUAUGGCUUUUGCUCGCUGGAGUUACCUCAAGGGUUUGGAAUGUCCAGAAAAAGCUUCCACAAUGUUUGAUUAUCAUUACACGAAGGAUAUGUACGAUCUGUUGGUUCAUGGUGUCAACCUACUUUAA
Messenger RNA from Synchytrium microbalum, 6672 nucleotides. RefSeq names its product D-alanine---D-alanine ligase. The record is from RefSeq and is a predicted model, not a curated record. Gene Ontology annotation, molecular function: metal ion binding; D-alanine-D-alanine ligase activity; protein binding. The transcript has 28 exons. Lineage: Eukaryota; Fungi; Chytridiomycota; Chytridiomycetes; Synchytriales; Synchytriaceae. The coding region runs from base 1 to 6672 and encodes 2223 amino acids.